AUGAUUCCUCCAAGCAACACUACUGAAGUCAGUGUGGAUAAUGUGGAGAAAGAAAAUGAACUGGAGAACACAGAUCAACCCCCCUCUCCAGCAUCUACUACCAGCCAGGAAUCAAAGCUCCAGAAACUGAAAAGAUCACUCUCUUUCAAGACCAAAAGCUUACGGAGUAAAAGCGCAGACAACUUUUUCCAGAGGACUAACAGUGACGUGAAAUUACAAGUUGAUUUGCUGCCUGAGGUGAGCACCAGCACCGGCCAGCUCCCCAGCUCAGAGAGCCAGACCUCCACACCCAUCAAACUCCAACAGCAGUCAGAAAGCAACCAGGUUCAUGUUUUCCAGGAGUACAUCUUCAAAAAACCCACCUUCUGUGAUGUCUGCAACCACAUGAUUGUUGGGACAAAUGCUAAACACGGACUGCGUUGUAAGGCUUGUAAGAUGAGCAUCCACCACAAGUGCAUAGACGGUAUUGGACAACAGCGUUGCAUGGGCAAACUGCCAAAGGGGUUUCGGCGUUACUACAGUUCCCCACUACUCAUUCAUGAACAGUUUGGCUGCAUCAAAGAAGUGAUGCCUAUUGCCUGUGGCAACAAAGUCGACCCUGUGUAUGAAACCCUCCGCUUUGGAACCUCCUUAGCACAGAAGACCAAGAGGAGCAGCUCUGGAAGUGGAUCUGAUUCACCCAAACGGAACUCUACUUCAGACCUGGCAGAAGUUCCUGAGGAAGCGGAUGGUUCAGGAAGCAUGUUUGAUAUAAACAGGAAACGCAGCAACAGUGUGUUUACCUACUCAGAAAAUGGAACAGAAGACUUUGGAGAAGAAUCAAAAAGGAUAAACUCCCUGGGACCUCUUUAUAAAGACACAUUACAAAUGCACACCUACGUUGCCUUGUACAAAUUUGUACCACAAGAGAAUGAAGACUUGGAGAUGAGACCAGGUGAUAUGAUCACACUGCUGGAGGAUUCUAAUGAAGACUGGUGGAAGGGGAGAAUUGAGGACAGAAUAGGAUUUUUUCCUGCUAAUUUUGUUCAGAGAGUGCAACAAGACGAAAAGAUUUUCAAGUGCGUCAGAACAUUUAUCGGAUGCAAGGAGCAAGGACAGAUUACUCUGAAAGAGAACCAAAUCUGCGUGACUUCUGAAAAGGAACAUGAUGGCUUUAUCAAAGUGUACUGUGGGAAGAAGAAAGGCUUUGUCCCCCUAGACGUCUUAGAAAUCAUCUGA
Molecule: messenger RNA, 1218 nt
Organism: Emys orbicularis (European pond turtle)
Lineage: Eukaryota; Metazoa; Chordata; Testudines; Emydidae
Gene: STAC
Product: SH3 and cysteine rich domain
Exons: 11
Coding region: 1-1218 (405 amino acids)
Biological process (GO): skeletal muscle contraction; positive regulation of protein localization to plasma membrane; positive regulation of voltage-gated calcium channel activity
Cellular component (GO): extrinsic component of cytoplasmic side of plasma membrane
Molecular function (GO): transmembrane transporter binding
Source: RefSeq, a predicted model, not a curated record